CACAAAAAGCAAAAGCUGAGCUACUCUUCUUCUUCGUUCACAGAGAGAGAGAGAGAGAGAGAAUUUUCUUUUCUGAGUUUUGAGCUCUCCAAAUAAUUUUCCCGGAGGAGGUUCUGGUUCCUUCAUCAGAGCCAAAUUUUCCGUGAAAACGCUCCGUCAUCGUGUGCAUUGUUCAAAGAAAGGGCUUGAAACCAGAAUCUCGGCAUUGUGUUAUCUGUGGCUUUAGGUUAGCGUCGAUUUUUUUUUUUGUUUUUGUCCGCUACAUGAAUCAAGGUUUCUCAGUUUUGUCGUCUUUUGUUUGGAUUUCUUGCUUCCGUUUCUAUUCUGCCUUUGGAUUGAUUGGGCACGAAGUCAAGAACCAGGUACGAUGAUGCUCUAUUCAUCCAUCGAACUUCUCGAGAAGCUCCUAGGGUUUUGCUGGGGAGAGUUUUGGUCGGUUUAAGACACAUGAAUGGCGAGUAUGGAAAGGAUUGUGGAACUGAAGAGACUUCCUUCUAGUAAAGUUCCUGUUUCAGGACAGCUUUCCAAAGCCUACAUAGACUUGGAAAGCAGCCGAGACACAAUGGUUCAAGUAACCGGUAUGAAAUUUGACCCGGUGCGGGAACGAGCAGGGCGCUAUGCAGGCAAAGCUGUGACCGGACCAACCACAUUAGGGAGAGAGCUGAGCCAAGUGCUGAAUGGUCCAGCCAGAGAAGAGGUGCUUCGAUUCGGUAAUGUUAAAGAGUUGAGGGAUUUGGAGCCGCCUAUGUCCGUUAGGACGAUGAAAGGGAAGUACCCUUUGCUUGAGAUUGAGGAAUACAUGGCCGAAGACAUUACUUGUAAGGAAAGCAAUGAUUUGUCCGAGGACGCUGGUUCUAGCUCCUUCUCUGGGGCAAGUCAUCCUCCAGAACCGGUCGAUAUGGAUCUUAUAACAACGGUGUAUGUGCCCAUCGGACAGAACAAACCUGAUUCAGUUUGCCUGAUGAAGAGCUUGUCUUCCAAAGGACCAUUCUUUGAGGAUGUCUCGGUCUCCGCACCUACAAAAAAGACAAACUCGGCAAUACUUUCACCUGAAGAAAGCAUAGUCGAGGAACCAAACGAACACGUGCCAUCUCUUUCCCCAUUCUCGAUGGCUCGUGCAUCACAGAACACAGACAUCUCUCUGCUACCGCCAGAUUCAGAGAGGGAGUGCAUUUGGGACACUUCUCUCCCUCCCAGCGGCAAUGUCAGCCCCCUUAGCAGUGUCGACAGUAUGAACUUUGCCCGAGCUAUGAGCAUUGCCAACAGUUCUUCUGCGAGCACAAACCGGAGCGAUGUUGUGAUUUGUAUGGAUAAAAUCUACUCUGAUAGUACAAAAGGGAGCAUGAGUAUGGUCGGGGACUCAUUCGAAAGCGCUAAGACGAGCGCCAGCAGAGCCAGUGAAAGCAGUGGGCUAAGUGACGAGAGCAGUUGGAGCAAUUUUACGGGAGGGGCUAACAAGCCUCACAAAGGGAACGACCCGAGGUGGAAGGCCAUCUUGGCCAUCUGGGCUCGAGAUGGGAUUUUGGGAAUGAGCCAUUUCAAGUUGCUGAAAAGGCUAGGUUGUGGCGAUAUCGGGAGCGUCUAUCUGUCGGAGUUGAGUGGCACAAGGUGUCAUUUUGCGAUGAAAGUGAUGGAUAAAGCUUCUCUCGAGAGCCGGAAGAAGUUGAAUAGGGCUCAGACGGAGAGGGAGAUUCUACAGCUCUUGGACCAUCCGUUUCUCCCGACUUUGUACACCCAUUUCGAGACGGACAGAUUCUCGUGCUUGGUCAUGGAGUACUGUCCCGGUGGUGAUCUCCACACAUUAAGGCAACGUCAACCCGGCAAGCAUUUCUCAGAGUACGCUGCUCGGUUUUAUGCAGCAGAGGUGCUGUUAGCGCUCGAGUAUCUCCACAUGCUCGGCGUAGUCUACAGGGAUCUGAAACCGGAGAACGUUUUGGUUCGGGAAGAUGGCCACAUAAUGCUUUCGGACUUCGAUCUCUCCCUCAGAUGCGCGGUUUCCCCGACACUGAUACGAACGUUUGACUCCGAUCCAUCGAGACGGGCAUUCUGUGUUCAACCUGCUUGCAUGGAGCCGUCAUCAGCAUCAUCAUGCAUCCAACCAUCAUGCUUCAUACCCAGAAUUUUCCCUCAGAAAGGCAAGAAGAACAAGUCACGUAAAAACCAAACGGAACUCUACAGAUCGCAUUCCGGUGCGCUCCCGGAGCUCGUGGCGGAACCCAACACGAGAUCCAUGUCCUUUGUGGGGACUCAUGAGUACUUGGCUCCAGAAAUCAUCAAAGGAGAAGGGCAUGGGAGUGCAGUGGAUUGGUGGACAUUCGGGAUAUUCUUACACGAGCUACUAUACGGGAAGACGCCGUUCAAAGGGUCGGGAAAUAGGGCGACUCUGUUCAAUGUAGUGGGAGAGGAGCUGAAAUUCCCCGAGUCACCGGCGACCAGCUAUGCGAGCAGGGACCUGAUACAGGCAUUGCUGGUGAAAGACCCUCGUAACAGGCUAGGGACGAAGAGGGGGGCGACUGAGAUAAAGCAACAUGCUUUCUUCGAAGGAGUGAACUGGGCAUUGAUACGGUGCAGCACUCCGCCGGAGGUGCCCAGGCCGACGGAGGGAUCGGCCGAACAGCCACCGCCCAAAUACGGGCCAAUCGAUCCUGUGGGGUUCGGGAGCAACAGCAAAAGGAUGGCGGGACCGGCCGACAUGAAAUCCGGCGGUAAAUUCCUAGACUUCGAGUUCUUCUAGGCUUACUUUGGGGGUGGGGGGGUUAAGUUGGGCUAGCGUAUAAUUACAUCAAGGGGGGUAUUUUAGUCUUUUUUUUUUUAAUAUUUUGUUUGAUAGCCAUACAUAUCAAAGAGUAACAUCAUGUUAGAUUUGGUUGCUGUUCUUGUUCCAUCAAAAAAACACCAUUGUAUUAACGCGGAAAGCUAAAA
Molecule: messenger RNA, 2922 nt
Organism: Tarenaya hassleriana
Lineage: Eukaryota; Viridiplantae; Streptophyta; Magnoliopsida; Brassicales; Cleomaceae
Product: serine/threonine-protein kinase D6PK-like
Exons: 3
Coding region: 452-2734 (760 amino acids)
Biological process (GO): protein phosphorylation
Cellular component (GO): nucleus; cytoplasm; plasma membrane
Molecular function (GO): ATP binding; protein serine/threonine kinase activity
Source: RefSeq, a predicted model, not a curated record